Striga asiatica is the source of this 1320-nucleotide messenger RNA. Lineage: Eukaryota; Viridiplantae; Streptophyta; Magnoliopsida; Lamiales; Orobanchaceae. The record is from the annotation of a GenBank genome assembly.
UUAUUUUCCAGUUUUUUUUUUUUUUCUUAAUUUGUUUGUGAGGUUUAAGAAUGGGGAAUGCCAGUGGAAGGGAAGAGGGUGGCGGCGAUAGCCCAUCUGAAGCUGAUGCGCAGGUUAGCAUGGCCGAUCGAGAUGGCCCUGACGGCAGCUAUCAUGCGCCUGGUGCCGAGUAUAUGGGUCAGUACCCACCUUCAAGUCCCAGGGCUUCUCAGUCCCCAUUGAUGUUUAGACCUCAGAUGCCAGUGGUUCCUUUACAAAGACCGGAUGAGUUAAAAAUCCCGAGUAUAUCAUGGAUGAAAACCAGCUCAGGUUAUGAAGAUGGAAACAAUGAGAAACGUAUUCCAACUAUGAUCACAUGGAGCUAUGGUGGCAAUGAAGUUUUUGUAGAAGGGUCAUGGGAUAAUUGGAAAUCGAGGAAGCCCUUGCAGAGAUCGGGUAAAGACUUCACCAUCAUGAAUGUGCUUACUUCUGGAGUUUAUCAGUUUAGGUUUUUCGUAGAUGGAGAAUGGAGGUACUCACCUGAUCAGCCGUAUGACAAGGACGAUACUGGAAAUGCUUACAACAUUUUGGACUUGCAGGAUUAUGUUCCGGAAGAUACCGGAAGCAUUUCAGGUUUCGAGCCUCCUCAGUCCCCUGACUCGAGCUACAGCAACUUGGAGCUCGGGCAGGAGGAUUUUGCAAAAGAGCCCCCAAUGGCCCCACAGCAUUUGAAUUCGACUCUGUUAAACGUGGCUUCGACUCACAUGGAAAUCCGGGCACCUUACUCAAGGCCUUCACAUGUAGUGCUGAACCAUCUGUAUAUGCAUAAGGAUAAGAGCUACCCAUCUGUGGUGGCACUCGGGUCCACCAGCCGAUAUCUGUCCAAAUAUGUGACUGUGGUGCUGUACAAGGCCAUACAGAGGUAAAAUUUUGGAGAAAAAAUUGGAAUAAAAAAAAAAAGAAAAUUGUUGAGGAUGUUAUUAGUUUUAUUCAGGAAAUGUAAUUAAGAAAAAUCACAUGCUGAACUCAGUGAACAGCCAUACGAGGAAAUAUAUUUUGGUUUUUUUAUUAAGAAAAGGAAAAUCUUUCUUUGAUCUACAAGUUCUUGGGGCUGUCUUUGCUCUUUGUUUGAUGAUUCUGUUAUUUGAUGAUGUUAAAACUCAAGGUAUUAUCUUGAAAGAAGGUUAAAUUGAGAGAUGGAGGAGUUAAAACAUUGUAAUGGUCUUCAGAUGUUUGUGAAUAAACUUGAUGUUUAAUGAUAUGGAAUUCUUGAAUCUCAGUCUGCUUUGAAAAAAUUUGAUGUUUAAUGAUAUGGAAUUCUUGAAUCUCAGUGUGCCUUCA